Messenger RNA from Pseudo-nitzschia multistriata, 1121 nucleotides. Lineage: Eukaryota; Bacillariophyta; Bacillariophyceae; Bacillariales; Bacillariaceae. The record is from the annotation of a GenBank genome assembly.
UCGAAGAAGAAAUCACGAUAACCAGUACCAUACGUACGUACCGUACGUAUCAGUACUACGGCGUUGAACACAGAAUCCGAAAAAGAAUCCUUUCUCAAAAGCGAUGAUAUCCAACAAAUAAACUCACAAAAAAAUAACAGCCGACACUUGAACACUUCCAACACCAACUCUCCCCCUCUACCAACUAUCGCUCCACAGCCUCUACAAUGAUCUCCAUCCGCAGCAGCACAUCCAGAUCAAUCCUCGUCCUCCUCUUGGCCGCCAUCAUGGUGGCAACGUCCCUCGCCCAGCCGGGAGGUUCCUCCGGUAACCUGGCCCCUCCGCGAAACGGGCCCUGCCCCGCGAACAUGCCCGCCGCGACCGACGAUUGCUCUCCCACGGGUGGAUACACCUCGUGUUUCUACCUGAACAUCAUUUGCAAGUGCAACAUUUCGGGUCCCUGGGUGUGCGACACCGUGCCCAUCGGGYUCAAGGAGAACAACGAGACCGAUGUCGAAGACCUCGACAUUGUGGGCGGCGACGAAUCCUUUGACCAAGACGGCUUUGACGGCGAGAUCGAUGGCCUAGAUGCGAGCCGCGCCGCUGCCACGGGUUCGUCCCUUGCUCUUCUUUUUGCUUUGGUUUCCAUGGGCGCAAGCGUUUUCGGUCUGUAGUGGAAAUUCGCCGGGAUGUGAUGUGAUGUGAUGUGAUGGGACACCGAAGGACAAUAUACGUCACUAUUAAUGCACAAUUUUACCAUGGGRCACUAGAACUAUGCUACUGAAGUUACGCGACAACGUGAUAAUGCGAUAUUUUGAAAGUWGUUUUCAUUGCGAUGCCGUAAUUGCCAGUAAUGGAUAUUGUGCACGGGAAAUUCGUGAAGCCAAGCCAAAAAUUGCCUCUUCCAGUUCCAGGGAAAGUAAAAGCUUUUUUGGAUUUACACUUGUUAUUUCUAAGCUUUUAGUGCUGGUGGAGAGAKUGGGUCUUAUAUUUGUUAUCAUUCCAAUGCAACAGCUAACCGUGACCAUACUACUAUUCAAAAAGAUUUGGGGGCUGAUGGUUUCACAUCUUAACUCCGGUACUACUACUACUAGCAGUAAUGCCACUAGUAGUUUUACCAUUAAUAGAAAAUGUUAGCAGAG